Macaca mulatta (Rhesus monkey) is the source of this 3772-nucleotide messenger RNA. It is a transcript of the gene STK24, whose product is annotated as serine/threonine kinase 24. Gene Ontology annotation, cellular component: Golgi apparatus; cytoplasm. Gene Ontology annotation, biological process: protein phosphorylation; negative regulation of cell migration. The record is from RefSeq and is marked provisional. NCBI's taxonomy places the organism in Eukaryota, Metazoa, Chordata, Mammalia, Primates, Cercopithecidae. Gene Ontology annotation, molecular function: protein serine/threonine kinase activity; ATP binding.
GCCAGGAAGUAGCCGUCCUGAGCGCCAUGGCUCACUCCCCGGUGCAGUCGGGCCUGCCCGGCAUGCAGAACCUAAAGGCAGAUCCAGAAGAGCUUUUUACAAAACUAGAGAAAAUUGGGAAGGGCUCCUUUGGCGAGGUGUUCAAAGGCAUUGACAAUCGGACUCAGAAAGUGGUUGCCAUAAAGAUCAUUGAUCUGGAAGAAGCUGAAGAUGAGAUAGAGGACAUUCAACAAGAAAUCACAGUGCUGAGUCAGUGUGACAGUCCAUAUGUAACCAAAUAUUAUGGAUCCUAUCUGAAGGAUACAAAAUUAUGGAUAAUAAUGGAAUAUCUUGGUGGAGGCUCUGCACUAGAUCUAUUAGAACCUGGCCCGUUAGAUGAAACCCAGAUCGCUACUAUAUUAAGAGAAAUACUGAAAGGACUUGAUUAUCUCCAUUCGGAGAAGAAAAUCCACAGAGACAUUAAAGCGGCCAACGUCCUGCUGUCUGAGCACGGGGAGGUGAAGCUGGCGGACUUUGGCGUGGCCGGCCAGCUGACGGACACCCAGAUCAAAAGGAACACUUUCGUGGGCACCCCAUUCUGGAUGGCACCCGAGGUCAUCAAACAGUCGGCCUACGACUCGAAGGCAGACAUCUGGUCCCUGGGCAUAACAGCUAUUGAACUUGCAAGAGGGGAACCACCUCAUUCCGAGCUGCACCCCAUGAAAGUUUUAUUCCUCAUUCCAAAGAACAACCCACCGACGUUGGAAGGAAACUACAGUAAACCCCUCAAGGAGUUUGUGGAGGCCUGUUUGAAUAAGGAGCCGAGCUUUAGACCCACUGCUAAGGAGUUACUGAAGCACAAGUUUAUACUACGCAAUGCAAAGAAAACUUCCUACCUGACCGAGCUCAUUGACAGGUACAAGAGAUGGAAGGCCGAGCAGAGCCACGACGACUCGAGCUCCGAGGAUUCAGACGCGGAAACAGAUGGCCAGGCCUCAGGGGGCAGCGAUUCUGGGGACUGGAUCUUCACAAUCCGGGAAAAAGAUCCCAAGAAUCUGGAGAAUGGAGCUCUUCAGCCAUCGGACUUGGACAGAAAUAAGAUGAAAGACAUCCCAAAGAGGCCUUUCUCUCAGUGUUUAUCUACAAUUAUUUCUCCUCUCUUUGCAGAGUUGAAGGAGAAGAGCCAGGCAUGCGGCGGGAACUUGGGGUCCAUUGAAGAGCUGCGAGGGGCCAUCUUCCUAGCGGAGGAGGCGUGCCCCGGCAUUUCCGACACCAUGGUGGCCCAGCUCGUGCAGCGGCUCCAGAGAUAUUCUCUAAGUGGUGGAGGAACUUCAUCCCACUGAAAUUCCUUUGGCAUUUGGGGUUUUGUUUUUCCUUUUUUCCUUCUUCAUCCUCCUUCUUUUAAAAAGUCAACGAGAGCCUUCGCUGACUCCACUGAAGAGGUGCGCCACCGGGGGCCACCCCAACGCCGGGCGCCCGUCCAGGGACACACACAGUCUUCGCUGUGCCACAGCCAGAUGAAGUCUCUCAGAUGGGUGGGGAGGGUCAGCUCCUUCCAGCGAUCAUUUUAUUUUAUUUUAUUACUUUGGUUUUUAAUUUUAACCAUAGUGCACAUAUUCAAGGAAAGUGUCUUUAAACACAAAAACCCUGAAAUGUAUAUUUGGGAUUAUGAUAAGGCAACUAAAGACAUGAAACCUCAGGAAUCCUGCUUUAAGUUGAUAGCUCCCUCUGGGAGCUGGAGAAUCGCUCUGGUGGAUGGCUGUACAGAUUUGUAUAUAGUGUCAUUUUUACGGAAACCCUUUCGGCGUGCAUAAGGAAUCACUGUGUACAAACUGGCCAAGUGCUUCUGUAGAUAACGUCAGUGGAGUAAAUAUUCGACAGGCCAUAACUUGAGUCUAUUGCCUUGCCUUUAUUACAUGUACAUUUUGAAUUCUGUGACCAGUGAUUUGGGUUUUAUUUUGUAUUUGCAGGGUUUGUCAUUAAUAAUAAUUAAUGCCCCUCUCUUACGGAACACUCCUAUUUGUACCUCAACAAAUGCAAAUUUUCCUCUUGUUUGCCCUACGCCCCUUUUGGUACACUUAGAGGUUGAUUUCCUUUUUCAUCGAUGGUACUAUUUCUUAGUGUUUUAAAUUGGAACAUAUCUUGCCUCAUGAAGCUUUAAAUUAUUAUUUUCAGUUUCUCCCCAUGAAGCGCUCUCGUCUGACAUUUGUUUGGAAUCGUGCCACUGCUGGUCUGCGCCAGAUGUACCGUCCUUUCCAAUACGAUUUUCUGUUGCACCUUGUAGUGGAUUCUGCAUAUCAUCUUUCCCACCUAAAAAUGUCUGAAUGCUUACACGAAUAAAUUUUAUAACACGCUUAUUUUGCAUACUCCUUGAAAUGUGACUCUUCAGAGGACAGGGCACCUGUGGUGUACGUGUGGCCGUGCGUGUGUACUUGUGGCUGUGCGUGUGUGAUGAGACACUUUGGAAGACUCCUGGGAGAAGUCCCCAGGUCAGCGCCCUGGACAGCUUGCACACUUGCUCACUGAGAUGAUGCGGUUGGAGGUUGCUGAUCUGUGCGAUUGCUGUAGCGGUUGCUGGGGACCUUAAGGGUUAUUUUGCUUCUCUGAAAGGGGCCUGUGCCUGCUAGCCAGGCAGCCAGUGUGUCUGUUUUUCUUGGUUUGCUGUGGGGCCUUGCUUGGCGAGGGGGAAAAUCUCUGGGUUUCUGGAAUGGGAGAGUUCUUGCAGCAGUUGUUGACUGGUACAUGAAGCAUUCUUUUAUGUUUGUUGAAGCUGAUGAUUGACAUCUCCCGUGGGUGUGCCAGUUCUUGUGGAGUGAGGAUUUUUGGAAGCAAGGAAGUUAGUGGGUGAGCUUGGGGAUGUAGCUCAGCUAUCUGCUGGUCUAGUGGCCUCUAAGCUACAGGGGGGACAGAGCCCUGAGCUACAGAUGCUUGAGUGGGUUAUUGUGUCAGUUUGCUAGUGCAGUCUGGUUUUUAAGCUCUAAAAUUGAGGUAUUUUAUUAGAAGUGGAUUUGGGUUGAACUCUUUAAUUUCUAUAAGGGAUAUAUUUUGGUUAGGGGAAAUAGAACUGAGUUGCUAAUUCUUAUUGUACUCAUUACUCUGCACAAGAAUGUUAUCUGGAAUAAUAAAAUUGGGGAAGAUUUCAUUUUGUAUUUCCAGGGAAUAUUGUGUGUGGGGAACUGUUUCCUUACGUGAAGCAGGCGGCAUAAGCCAAAGGUUAGUUUUGUCUUUGUGAGAGAAUCGCACAGAUGAGUGUGUGUUCCCCAGGGCGUGCUGUUACCCGAUUUUUAAGUGAGCCAGGGCAGACAGCAGCUUCUCUGAUUCACAGAGGUCUUCAGAUUUACAAAUGGACAGUGACAUCAGUUUUUAACACUGAAGCCAGUUUCAUGCUAGUAACAGUGGUUGUGCUGCUCGAGGGACUGGGUUCUGAUGAAGAAUAUUGGUAUGAACGGGGAGUCUCUGCAGUCGCCAGACUAAUCCUACUCAGCUCCUUCCCCCGUGGAGCAACAAGUGAAUCUUUGGCAGCAUUGAGUUGAUUGGCAGCAUUUCCUGUCGGGGCAGAUGGGGUUUGAUGGAGUUAGAAAGCUCGCCACUGUACACUGUCUCCUGGGCUGUUACUUUCUGUUGACACACAACAUCAGCUCCAGAGUUUUUAAGGGCAUCUUAGCCAAGGAAGCUGGCCUUUGUGUAGCCACUUCCAGGCCUGCAUUAACAGAGAGCCCAGGCACCAGGGCUACAACUGGAACCUGCCUCAGCAUCAACUGCUGCUGGUCUGUAGCCAGACCCGCGGGCCCAG